AUGAUAUUGCAGAGUUCUUGGUUUCCGAGGUUCAGAGGGCGCCCCACCACCGAACGGUUGCUGCACGACGGGCACAACGUGACCGUGGUGAGCCGCGGUCAGUUCUACUGGAAGGGCCGCGAGGAGCUGCUGCCUCGGGUGAACCACUGGAGGUGCAACCGGACCCUCACUGUCAAGAAAGGGGCCGCGCUGGAGAAGUCGUCCGGGCUUGCGGCCUGCAACCAGUUCCACGACGCCGGCUUCUUCGACGCCGUGGUGGACUUCUCAUCGAGGAACCACCAGGAGGUGCGGCAGGUGGCGGGGCUGCUGAGCGGGCGCGUGGGAGUGUACGUCUUCGUCUCCUCCCACCUCGUGUACCGGGUGUCCAGGGCCCCCGACCACGACGGGCCCCUGCUGGAGUCGGACGCCGUGAGGCCCGGCCGCGAGGUGUCGCCGCUGGCCCGCGAGCAGGCGCGGGGGAUAGAUGCGCGCGGCGACGGGGACCUGGACUGUGAGACGGAGCUGAUGAAGCAGUACAACGCCGGCGGGUUCCCGUUUGUGGUCCGAUUUUCGGACCGCGAACCCCAUCGGGCCGAAGGAGAACAAGAUCCGGUAUUGGCUGCUUCAUCUGUGGAUUCGAGCGCACCUUGCGCUGACGCUGCCGCUGCACCUGGACCAGAGCUUGCUGCAGACGCCCUUCAGCUUGACCUACACCCCGGACGUGGCGCAGGCUGUGGUACUCGCGAUUACCAAGGCGCGCAACGAGACGUGCUGCCCAGAGCAUGUCGAAGGCGAAGCCUUCAACCUCGCAUGCGAGUUGACGCCUACCCAGCGCGACUUCUACAAUCUGCUGGCUGA
Molecule: messenger RNA, 837 nt
Organism: Prorocentrum cordatum
Lineage: Eukaryota; Dinophyceae; Prorocentrales; Prorocentraceae
Source: the annotation of a GenBank genome assembly